Messenger RNA from Yarrowia lipolytica CLIB122, 1485 nucleotides. RefSeq lists its product as uncharacterized. NCBI's taxonomy places the organism in Eukaryota, Fungi, Ascomycota, Dipodascomycetes, Dipodascales. The record is from RefSeq and is a predicted model, not a curated record.
AUGACAGGACUAUUCUCAUUUCUAUGGCCGUCUUCAACGACCCCAGCCAUCACCAUUCCUACAUACUACCAGGGCGACAACGAGGACCACAUUGACCUGCAAAUCAAGUCUCUCACCUUCAUGUACAAGCGUUGCAAUCGCCAGAUCCACACUCCGUUCCGCAGAGACUCGUCGGAAGACAUGACCAAGGACGUCAAAGAGUGUCUGAUGCGCCACAAGCUCAACAAAAAGCGGUCGCAUCAGGUGCUUCCAACAGCUCUCAGCAGCGAGAAGAAUAAUCUGCGACCAUCACGGUCCGAGGAGGACUUUACAGGCAUGACUGCCAGCGAGGUGGAAAAACUCGACAUCAUGUACAACCGCAGCGAGUUUGAGCGCCAGCUGUUCAACGACCAACACAGAAUCACCAUUGACUGGGCCAAAAACAAGUUUCGAAGCGUCUGUAUUCUGACCGCCAUGCCUGCCCAUUCGUCCACUCUUCCAGUUAUCGACAAGCUCAACAACUGCAAGUUCACUCUGCUCCGAGCCGACGCCACCGACGAAGAGUACAUCCGCACCCUGGCCGACUCAGAUCUCUACCGGGAACACAACAUUGCUCGAAACACCCGAAUGCGGUUUGCGAGAGACUGCAUCGACCGCACUCGGGACGCCAAACAGCCCAGCUCCGCUAACUUCACCAAGGAUGAGCGUGCCCUCAUCAUCCGCACCUUUCUGCAGAAGCUGGCAGUCGAAGUCCAGGUCCAGAGACUGUACCGAGGAGCGUUCAGAGAACGACUGCGAGAAAAGGAGAAGGAGUCGACCAAGGGAACUCUCAAGCUGCACAAGUCUGCCUCUAAGGAAAAUUUCAAGGACUUUGUCACCUCGUCUUCUAGAGACAGUCUCAGAGACACCAUCUUCCAGCUUGAAGAGUCUUCAGCUAUUCCCAACGCCGCUCCCCGACCCUCUACACCCCGAUCACCUAAACUCGAGGUGCGAUCUCUUAACAUCCCCACUCACACCCCGUCGCUCAAGGGAAAGAAGUCUCACGCUGAGCUGUUUCUGCUCAUGUCUCCAGAGAAGCAAAAGUCGUACUUUGACCCUCCUCUGAGUCCCCCCAAGCAGCAGUCAUCUCCCAGUCCCAACAGCUCGCCCACCCGGUCUCCUCGACGGCAGUACAACACUCCGAACCUGCCCAUCACCAACAGCGGCACCUCUUCUUCGUCUAACCGGCUCAAGAAGAAGGCCAGCACCAUGAGCCUUGGCAGCGGCUGCGGUGCGCCUCACAUCCCUCCUCCUCCUACAUACGCUCCUUCUACCUCUCCCGAAUCUGCCAAUUCCAUCAAUUCGUGCGUCUCCACCGCGACGUCCACAACCUCCAUCAGUUCUCGCACCACAGCCGUCUCCGAGGCCACUCUGAGCGAAGAUACUAACCGCGAGCUGCUCGCCCAGGCUCGUAUUGCCGUGCGGUCGCGUCUGGAGAGCGAAAAGAUGCGAAUUUUCGGCCCUUAA